CCCUCUCACCCAUGAGAGGAGACGAAAAGAAAAAAAAGGAAAAAAAAAGUUUAGAAGUCGACGAACCCGCAUCGAAAUUUCUUCAUUUCUUUAUAAACCCACGCCUGUCGAUCCAAAAGCCAUCCAAAUUUGUUGACUGGAAUCGUUUUUUUUUUCCUUCAUCUUCUUCGAAAUGGCAACGGAGGUCUUGCGGCCGCACGACGUCCUCAUGGCACAGCGUAUGCGGCCUUUACCGGCCUUCCUCCCCCGCCGGAGACCUAACCCCAACCCCAAUCCAAAGCCCUCGAGGAAGACGACCUCUCCUCGGUCGGAGGCCAGAAAGAGGCGGGAGGCCUCCCCCAAGCUAGCGAAGACCGGCGGUACCACCGUCGGAGAAAAACAGGUGACAAUUCUGCGACGAGGUGAGUCACAAGAUAUGCUUAAGAAACCGGAGAUUGCGACCAUGUUCGGAAGAGGAAGGUUGGGACCAGAUCCGGAAAUGGUCCCGAAGCAAAUCAAUUUCGGGGAUCCGGCGGCUGCGACGAAGAUGUACGCGGGCUCGGCGUUCUCGGUCUCACCAUCGCCGAGCUCGCUGCCGUUGCCGAAUUUCUUCUUGAAGAAGGAUGAGUCGGCGGUGGUGGACUAUGCAACUAAAGAUCUCAGACGUUUGCUCCGACUGGAGUAAUUCUUAUUUUUUAAUCAUCUUCUGCUUUCCAUCCUUCUUGGAUUCAGAUCAGACUUUCUCCGUUUGCAUUUUAGAGAAAAACGGGAUGUAGGGAUGAAAUGGAAAGAUGGAAAGUUAGGAUGAAUAACGUAUGAUGGAUAUGUAUCAUGGUGGUGUAGGUUGUUUUCUUGUGUAUAUUUAUAUAUAUAUAUAUAUAUUUUUUUUUUUUGUAUGGACUGGAAGAUAGGAGGAAAAGGAGGAUGAGAUUAAGGAAAUGAUUGAAGAUGUAGCAUCAGCAAUGUAAUAAUGUAUUAGUAAUGUAAUAUUUUUAAAAUAUAUAUUUUAUCUUUCCAUAUUGGUUAGCUGUCCUCAGCUCCUGUAUACUAAUUUAUAUAUCCUCCCACCUCUCUUCCAUAUUUAAGAUAUGGAUGCGAACAAAGAAGGUGCUUUGACUUUGUUUGGUAAUCCUUAUUUUUCAGAAAAGGCGGCUGAUCGGUUAGCCAGUGAAAAAGCUUAUGUAAUUUUUUCUUUAUUUCACCUACUUCAUGUAAAAAAAAAAAAAAAGGUCAUGACGGUUUCAUAUUAUGGUUUAAACUAAGAUGUUUUACGAGAAGAGAAUAAAAGAUAUAUAGACUGCUGAAACUGCAUGCGUAAUCGUGUCAAAAGAUUUUCUAUGUCAAAAAUUCUCUAAGACUUUAAUAAAAAAAUAAAAAAUAAAAGUGCAC
Molecule: messenger RNA, 1368 nt
Organism: Elaeis guineensis (African oil palm)
Lineage: Eukaryota; Viridiplantae; Streptophyta; Magnoliopsida; Arecales; Arecaceae
Source: RefSeq, a predicted model, not a curated record